GAAAGCGAGCGGAAAGACACAUCAACAACCCUAAAAAGAAUUGUUUUAAAAUCUAUGACGUUCUUUACGUCAUCGUGGAACACCUGCCCACGCGUGUCUGCCGUAUUGUGAGGUCUAUGUGCGCGGUUUAAAAGCUCGCGCGCGCCCGCCCUGCCGUUCACUACCUGCCUACCUGCCCGCUUUGCACGUGCUAAACGUACCCUGUGUACGGCACCGAAAGGAUACCACCGAGCUCUGAGUCGCUUAAAAAAAUGGCCCAAGUCUGUUUUGCGGUUACCAUUUUGGCUGUACUCUUCAUGACACAAGGAAUCACUGCGAAACGAGGAUGUUCUGCAUUCGGUCACUCGUGUUUCGGAGGGCACGGCAAACGAUCUGGCGAUACUGCUGUUAUGGACACAACUGCUGAGCUUCGUCGUCAGUUGGGACAAGAGGAGACGCCACCGCAUCCUGUUUACCCCCACUCUGGCUACAGCGGACUCCUGCCACCAGGCGAUGACAUUAUACCUGUGAGAGAUGGCGGUGUUUACGAGAGAGAAGAUAGCGCCAGGGAAGCUGUUAAAUUCAAGCUCAGGAAUUUCGUGAAGCAAUGGAUGGAUAACUACAGGCGGUCGCAACAAAACAACGACGACUCUUACAUAAUUGAUAACUUGUAAAAUACGCAAACGUCUCAGUACCCAUGUUAUACUUAAGUAGAGCAUAUAUCUAUGAAGUCCAAAAUGUCCAUCAGAAAGAGCUUGUGUUUAUGUCAACAUUGCUAUCUUUUAAAGAAACAGAUUUGAAACUCCAAUUUGGAACACUUUUUAUGUAGAAGAAUUCUUUUUAAGCAACUUGUAAGCAAUUGAAAUAAUAGGUUUAUUUUCUACAAUCAAAAUUCUUUACUACAUUUACAGCUAAUUUGAACAGAACCAGUUUAUUAAAUCAAUAAGAGGAACUGUGUGUAAAUUUUACAUUUUCCUCCCAAAUUUUUAUUCGCUGAAUUGAAUACCUAACUGUAAUUUUAAUAAAUAUAUUUACUGUCUUUUCGGAUAAAAUGAUUUAUAUGUUUGAUACUAACGCUUUGGUAUUUUCUAUAAAAUGUAUUUUUUACAAUAAAAAAAUAUUUUAUACAGUUGACCAGUGUUCUGUUCUAUAAAUGACAUAGUACAAGCUCUUUUGCGAAUAAGUAAUAUGAUUUUGUGACAAAACUAUGUCUGAAAUAUGAAAGAAAAAAAAAACAAAUGUAUUUCUUGUCAAUUAUUGUGUAAAAUUUUAAAAAGGGUCGGAUAAUAAAAUCGCUAGUAAUUUGAAAUUUCUAUACUUAAAGCAAUUUCUAUUUCGUAUAGAUCUUUUAACUCGGUUACUUGAGUGAGAGAAGUUUUUGAAAUUUUGUUUAAUAUCUUGUUAUGUUUUUGGUGAUUUUUGCAAGCGACCCUUUAUUUUGCUCGUCAGUGUAUAUUCGACAUGUUGUAUAGAUAAAUUCGAUAUAUUUUUCUUAAGGCUGGUUAAGCGUUAUAUUGAAAAUCUUAUAAAUGUACUUUAUUAAUGUUAUGUAAAAAACCUUAUACCAUUUCAUCUGUUAGCUGAGAUUAUAUUUUGAAAGUUUUCGUGUGAAUUGUUACCAUAGCUUCAACUUAGAUUAUAACAUAAGUUUACCAUCAGAAUAAAUUACAUAUUAUAUGAAUAAAAAAAUAGUAGAUGACUGUCUCUGUUACGAAAUAUUAUAGAAAUGUUUUUCCUAUUGAAUAAAUGGUUAGUACAACAAUAUUGCA
Messenger RNA from Chilo suppressalis (striped riceborer), 1748 nucleotides. Lineage: Eukaryota; Metazoa; Arthropoda; Insecta; Lepidoptera; Crambidae. The record is from the annotation of a GenBank genome assembly.